GGAUAUUGCUAGUUAAUUAGAAAUCAAGUGGUUCUUGCAAAAUGUCUAAUAAUUACUCUUUCUGGGUCGCUCUUUUUUGUCUUGUUGUAUUGGUUUCUAAGGAUGUCGAGGGUGGUGAUCCUGGUGGACCGAUUCCUGCAAAGGACGCAGAUAAAAUUCAGUUUGCUCUGAACUUGGAAUUCUUCGAAGCAGAAUUCUUCUGCAAUGGUGCAACUGGUCGUGGCCUUGAUGGUAUAGCCCCAGGAUUCGCAAAAGGUGGUCCUCCUCCCAUCGGAGCGCAGAGGGCCAACCUUGAUAAUCUCACUCGUCAAAUAUUUGAAGAAUUUUGUUACCAGGAAGUUGGUCACCUCAGGGCAAUUAUAACCGCGUAUGGUGGAUUUCCAAGGCCUUUAUAUGAUCUCAGCAAUCAAAGUUUUGCUACAGUAUUUGACAAAGCUGUUGGUUACAAAUUGAUCCCACCAUUCGACCCUUAUGCGAGCUCAGUCCAAUAUCUCUUAGCGUCCUACGUUAUCCCUUAUGUAGGACUCGUAGGAUAUGUUGGCACCAUUCCAGAACUAGCCGACUCCAAUGCCAGAAGACUUGUAUCGGGUUUAUUGGCCGUAGAGGCAGGACAGGACGCAGUGAUACGAUCCUUGCUUUAUGAAAUAGCAGACAAGAAAGUAGAGCCUUAUAAUGUAACAGUUGCAGAAUUUACAGAUUUAAUAUCAGGGCUAAGGAACAAGCUUGCUGCGACUGGGAAUAAAGAUGAAGGUCUAACUGUACCCAAGGAACUUGGAGCUGAGAAAAAGAUUGAAAGUAAUAUAUUAUCAGCAGAUGCAAAUUCUGUUUCCUAUUCUCGUACUCCAAUGGAGAUUUUAAGGGUAGUUUAUGGAAGUGGUAACGAAUCUCAGGCUGGUGGGUUUUUGCCACGUGGUGGAAAUGGGAGAAUUGCAAGGAGUUUUCUAGACAAAAAUAUUAAUUAAUUAAUUACAUGUAUUCUGCUGAUACAAGGAAUAUAUAUAAAUAAAGAUUCCCUACGUUUGGAUUCCUGUUUA
Molecule: messenger RNA, 1034 nt
Organism: Jatropha curcas
Lineage: Eukaryota; Viridiplantae; Streptophyta; Magnoliopsida; Malpighiales; Euphorbiaceae
Product: ferritin-like catalase Nec2
Source: RefSeq, a predicted model, not a curated record